Capsicum annuum is the source of this 1375-nucleotide messenger RNA. Its product is annotated as receptor kinase-like protein Xa21. The coding region runs from base 1 to 939 and encodes 312 amino acids. The record is from RefSeq and is a predicted model, not a curated record. Gene Ontology annotation, molecular function: protein kinase activity; protein binding; ATP binding. Lineage: Eukaryota; Viridiplantae; Streptophyta; Magnoliopsida; Solanales; Solanaceae. The transcript has 3 exons. Gene Ontology annotation, biological process: protein phosphorylation.
AUGGAUUUUUCAAUGAAUCGAUUCUCAAACAGAAUUACUAGAGAAAUUGAAGGAUUGCAAAAUCUGGUGCACCAUUCUUUGAGAAACAAAAAGUUGCAAGGAACUAUACCUGACUCGAUGAGCAACAUGGUAGCUUUGGAAUUCCUAGACCUUUCUCAAAAUAAUAUAUCAGUAACCAUUCCCAAGUUUUUGAAGAAACUUCAGUACCUCAGGUAUCGAAGAUGUAAAAGAGCUCCUCAACAAGCUAUUUCAUUGUCUACCAUAACAAGAAUUUCAUACUAUGAAUUGAUCCAAGCAACUGAUGCAUUUAGUGAGAGUAAUUUGAUUGGUUCUGGGAGUUUUGGAUCUGUUUACAAAGGCGUUCUCAGAAGUGGAACUGUCAUUGCAGUGAAAGUAUUCAAUCUGCAACUGGAGGCAUCAUUCAGGAGUUUUGAUAUAGAAUGUGAAGUUUUGCGCAACCUUCGCCAAAGGAAUCUCGUAAAAGUCAUUACUAGUUGUUCCAACCUUGAUUUUAAGACUUUAGUGCUCGAGUAUAUGCCUAAUGGGAGCCUUGAGAAGUAUUUAUAUUCACACAACUAUUUCUUAGACAACAUGCAAAGACUAAGCAUUAUGAUAGAUGUGGCAUGUGCAUUGGAAUAUCUCCAUCAUGGGUGCUCGUUGCCCGUGAUUCACUGUGAUCUGAAGCGUAGUAAUGUCUUGCUUGAUGAGGAUAUGGUUGCUCAACUAAGCGACUUUGGUAUUUCAAAACUGCUUGGUGACGAUGAGAGUGAUUUAUAUACUAAAACCUUAGCAACUUCGGGGUGUAUUGCACCGGAGUAUGGACUGGAUGGAUUGGUGUCAACAAGAUGUAAUGUUUAUAGUUACGGGGUCAUGUUUCUCGAAACAUUUAUCCGGAGAAAACCUAAUGAGUUUGAGGGAGAUCUUAGCUUGAAGCAAUAGGUGAGUUAUUCACUCCCAGAGGCAGUAAUGGACAUUAUAGAAGCCAACUUGGUAACACCAACGGGUAAUCGCUUACAGAAGGAUCCAUAUGUUGUGGCAUCAAUCAUGAAAGUUACAUUAGAUUGUUGUGCUGAAUAUCCGGUAAGAAGGACAAACAUGAAAGAUGUAGUAGGGAUGCUACAGAAGAACAAGAUUCAACUUCUUGCAUGCUGAGCAUGUUUCUCGGAAUCUCUUGUGUGUUGCAAAUGUUUGUUAAAUUGUUGGAUUCAUAUAAAGAUAGAUUCUUCUCUUUUUUUUUUCGUACUUGAUUUUUGCAUGAUUCUAUUUUCAGAAAUGCUAGUUGGUUGUAAUAAAUCUUUAGUCUUUACUAUUUCCUCUUAAUAUUAAUGUUGCAAAAUGAUGGAACACAAUCAACAACAAAUAUGAGAAAAACAUU